Nicotiana tabacum (common tobacco) is the source of this 783-nucleotide messenger RNA. Its product is annotated as NAC domain-containing protein 92-like. Gene Ontology annotation, biological process: regulation of DNA-templated transcription. The record is from RefSeq and is a predicted model, not a curated record. Lineage: Eukaryota; Viridiplantae; Streptophyta; Magnoliopsida; Solanales; Solanaceae. Gene Ontology annotation, molecular function: DNA binding.
AAAUUCUGAAGCAAGAAACACUUCUUCUCUUGUCUCUCAAACCCUAAACUUCUAGCAAACCUUUUAGCAAUAAAGUUAUACAAAACCCUAAAUUCCAUUUCCUCUACAUGCAACCCAUCAAGAAAAUAUAUAUAUUUCUUGCAACACAUAGCAAACAACAAACUUUAUUAGCUAGCUAGGUUUUCCUCUUUUUGUGCAACUUUUCACAUAUUGUUUUUCGUGUACCAACUUUUUCUAAACAAUUUUCUUAUUUGUUUUUCUUACUAGUUUAUUAUAUAAAAAUUUGAGUUCUAGGGUUUCUGUUAGAGUUUUAAAAUUCUAGGUUUUGCAUCAAUUAUAAGUAACUUAUUAAAGGACCAAAAAAUUAAAGAAAUGGAAUUAAAAGUGAAUAAAGAAGAGAGUAGUCUACCACCAGGAUUCAGAUUUCAUCCAACAGAUGAAGAGCUUAUAACAUAUUAUCUUGUGAAUAAGAUUUCUGAUGCUAGUUUUACUGGAAGGGCUAUUGCUGAUGUUGAUCUUAACAAAUCUGAGCCAUGGGAUCUUCCAGGUAAGGCAAAAAUGGAAGGAAAAGAAUGGUAUUUCUUCAGCCUUCGUGAUAGGAAAUACCCAACUGGAGUUAGAACAAAUAGAGCUACAAAUACUGGAUAUUGGAAAACUACUGGCAAAGAUAAGGAGAUAUUCAAUAGUAAAACUUCAGAAUUGGUUGGCAUGAAAAAAACAUUGGUUUUCUAUAAAGGAAGAGCUCCAAGAGGAGAGAAAUCAAAUUGGGUGANAAAACUCUAA